GUAAACAAAGACACGUUGAAGAUGGAGCCUUCAGAACUGAGCCGAACUCCAGACGGGGAGAUAAGAAAUAAAACCGAUAUUUUACGGGACUUCCAGGUGUCUUUUUUCACCAUGAGUCGGCUGCUUUCUUUCCCCUGGACGUUUUUAGAAAAAGACCUUGAAAGCAACAAAUCAUCAGACCUGAUUUCAGACAUCUUAAAACAGACGUGUCUUCACUCUCUGUGCCGGAAGUUUCCUCCAUCGGUCAGAUUCAGGAGAUUGUUCCUCUCUGAGCUCAUCAGACGGCAGGAGGCAGCAGACUGCGACCCUCUGGACGAGCUGUACGACGCUCUGGCCGAGGUGGUGGGAGCCGAAGACACGGCGGAGUGCUACAAGAGCUACUUACUGCCCAGCGGGGACGCCGUCAGCCUGUUGGAGAACGUAGCUCUGAUCUCAGAGGGGACCACCGGCCUGGUGACGUGGGAGGCCGCUCUCUACCUGGCGGAGUGGGCUCUGGACCACCGGCAGGUCUUCACCGGCAGGACGGUCCUGGAGCUGGGCAGCGGCGUGGGGUUGAGCGGUAUCACCAUCUGUCGCUCCUGCAGCCCGCGCAGGUUCGUCUUCAGCGACUGUCACCCCAGAGUCCUGCAGGCGCUGAGGAGCAACGUGGAGCUGAACGGUCUGACUCCUCCCAGCGUCGGCGUGGAGGAGGUGGACUGGACGGCGGCGAGCGAGGAGCAGCUGGAACGGAUCGGAGCCGACGUCGUCAUCGCCGCAGAUGUGGUGUACGACCCCGACAUCGCAGGCAGUCUGGUGAAGCUGCUGUCCAGGAUCCUGAGGGGUUCGUCUCCGGAGGUCUUCGUCUGCUCCACCGUAAGAAACCAGGAGACGUACGGCGGCUUCAAGCAGCAGCUGGAUCAGGAAGGAAUCAGCCAUCGUGUGAUCACAGACGCCGUCGGCCGCGUGUUUCCGUACAGCAGAGACGGCGUUAUAGAACUGAUCCAACUGCACACGACCGCAGCACAAUAAAGAUUUUAUUUACACAAUG
Messenger RNA from Morone saxatilis (striped sea-bass), 1027 nucleotides. It is a transcript of the gene eef2kmt, whose product is annotated as eukaryotic elongation factor 2 lysine methyltransferase. NCBI's taxonomy places the organism in Eukaryota, Metazoa, Chordata, Actinopteri, Moronidae. The record is from RefSeq and is a predicted model, not a curated record. Bases 22 to 1008 code for a protein of 328 amino acids. The transcript has 8 exons.